Messenger RNA from Heterotrigona itama, 3352 nucleotides. The record is from the annotation of a GenBank genome assembly. Lineage: Eukaryota; Metazoa; Arthropoda; Insecta; Hymenoptera; Apidae.
UUAGAAUAACACAGUAAAAAAUUUGUUGCAAAAAAGAUUAGUACUAUAUGUAUGAAUGUUAUACUUAUGCUAAGGUAUUUGAUAGCAAACGUAAUUAUUCCUUUCAUAGAAAGGAAAGGUAGCAUGCUGCAUAAUCAACGGAGAUCACCGAAAAAUUGAGCGUAGUUAAUGAAAGUUACGAUUGAUGGUAUCAUAGUUGCCAAAUGUAGAUUACUGAAAGAAAGUCUACAUAAAUCCUUCUGCGAUUUUAUUGUUAUUACUGAUAUAAGAAUUUAAUUAUACACAAAUUUUCAUAUGGAUCGAACAGUUUAUUAAAAUUCGUAGUGAUUCGAUUACGAAGCUAAUAUUGAUGCGUAUAGAUAGAACGACAUAAAUGACAGUGAUGUAUAGAAAAUAAAUAUCCUGAUAAAAAUGACGUGGUGAAGAGAGCUUUAUCGUUCUACAAAAUCAUCGAAGAAAUUGCAAGGUACACACUGUAUCAACAGUUUCUAGUGUUUCGUUCGGAUAUCGUUUCAACCAUCUACAAAAAGGGAUAAAAAAAUUUAUUUCAAAUGUCGAAUGUUUCGAAUAUAGUUCCGAACGUAACUCAAAAGAAUUAUUUUUUGAAUUUGGAAAGUUAUUUCAAUUACAUUGGUCAUAUGUUAUAACACAAAACAUUCCUACUAUUUAUAUGUUAUUAUGUAUUAAAUGUUAUCGAAUCAUGAAAAGUUAAUAUUGGUUAUAUAUUUAGAAUGCAUCUUGUGAGAGUAAAUGAAAGGAUGGAAGAAAGUACAAGUUCUGAAAAUGUUUGGUGUAAAACUAAAGCAGACGAACAAAAUAAUUAUCAGUAUCAUCCGGAAUCUAUAACUUCCUCUAUGGAAGCAAAUUCUACUUCUUUAGCAGAUAUAUUUGAUACAGCAUUUACAUCUACAGUUGAUCCCUCUCCACAACCAAGAUUUAAUUCAGCCAACGAAAUGGAAUAUGAUCACUUAUUUGCAGAAAGUGAUGUAGAAGAUUUGGAUGUGGUACCUAUUAAUCCUUAUGUAAAUCCAUCUCAUCAUGCUGCAUCAAAUAGUAAUUUUGUUUUUGGAACUUAUUUACGUGGGUCUGAAACAGCAGCAGGAAUUUUACAUGAAUGUGAUCAUCCAGUAAAACAUAAAAGUAGAAAAAGCGAAGAACGCAAAUCAUUCAAUGAUCAGCAUUCUGAUAGUUUCAGUGUAGCUGGACCAUCUAGAUUGUCAGAUGGAACUUCUAACAAAGUUAUGCAGAAUAUGGAAAAUGACAGUGCCAAUGAAGUCAAUACUUUAUAUCCCUCAGUUAUGCCAAAUGCAAUUCAUUCUCAACAAAAUUCUAUACGUGCAACAAAAAAUGACGAUACACCAUCAGCACCUGAUCUACAAUUAGAUUGGUCCUCAAGUAGUGAUGAUGCUACUAGUAGUGACGAUGAAGAUGGAUCAGUUGAAGUUCUUGUUUCAGUAAAUCAUAAUAAUAAGCAACAAAAUUCUGCACAAAAUAAUGAGGAACGUAAUCGUCCAGUAACUGUAGUUGAUUUAACUGUGGAGUCAGAUGAAGAACAUACUCCACCUACUCCAACAACUUCUGUAGUAACACCGGGUACAACAGAUUAUGUACAUAGUGGAAACAACACUUAUUGCAUGCAUGACCAUUUGUAUCAUGGUCGAUGUAUGCAUCAUAAUUAUAGAAUACCAAUUCCUGUUAUACCUGUAAGAUAUAGCCAAUUACCAGAUGCUUCUACUGGAAUGUUAAGAUCACGUAUGCAUCCAAUACAAGAAAGGCUAUGGAGGAUGCAACAACGUGUACAAGAAGUACAUAGGCGGAGUCUUCAUCCAAGAUUUUCAACACAUCACACUACAACGUCGUGCAAUCCACAUGUUCAUCAAGCAAACCAACAUACAUGUAAUAACGGAAAUGUUAAUCCUGCAAGUAAUCGUUGUAACGGUUCAGAAAACAUGAUAUUUGCGGAAAAUUAUUUCCCAUCUCCAAUUUUACCACCACCACAACAGCCUACUGUUUAUAGUCAUCCAGAGGCUAGGAGGCCACCGAGUGUUAGUCCGCCUUGUCCCGCUCAGUCUGUGAUGGAAAAUUCUUUGAGUGGUGUAGAAAUGGAACCAACACCACCUCCAGUUAUGCUACCUUCAAUGCCAGUUCAUCCUUACGUACAUCAUAUGUAUCAUCAUUAUGGUUCUCAUCGAAGACCACCUGGUCCACAACAUAGACACCAUAUUCAUAUCAAUUGGUUGCAACAUCUUCAUUUGCAAGGCUCUGAUGCUCACGAUAUGAUGCCGUUUUCAUCUUUGGGUUUGUUGCAUCCAGCGCGUCAAAUGUCGGCGCAACUUGAGAAUUAUAUGCGUCUUGUUGAUUUACGACGUAUGGCCGCUAUUAGUUGCGGAGCUACGCAGGAGUCGAUAGAAAGUCACACAUUCCGUCAUAAGUACAAACGGGAGGCUUCCAUGCAUGCAUUUAUUUCACAUAGACUGUGUCGAUCAAUGGUUAUGUACUAAUAAACGCUGUCCUAUAUGUCGAGUGGAUAUCGAAACUUUUUUACACAAGGAGCUUGAAAGCACUACAUAGUUUAAGGUCGAUUUUAACCAUCUGUUUUCGUUUUAUAUAAUCAGGUAAUAUUCACAUCUAAAUAUUUUAAAAGAAUCCUAUUCAUGAGAAAACCUUUUUCUGACACUGCUAUGAAUGUUGAUGUAAAAAAAUUUUACUGUGAAUAAUCAAAAUAUCGAUAAUGGAAUAGAACUAAGUUCCUGGAGUUGUAGAAAAGAUUUGUUUUGAUUAAUUAUCUUUAUUAAUAUCCAUGGUAUUAGUAAUAAUGUACAUAAAAAAAUGUUAGGUUUGUUUAUUAUCCGUUAUUAUAUUGAUAAAAUAUGUAAUUUGAUUGAUAAUUUAUCAUGUAUGUAAUGGUUUCGAAACCACAAAUUGUUAGAUUAUAGAAAAUAUUUGAGGUGAUACAUCUCUUUGUGUUUUUUAUUCUACUUUUUUGUCAUGUGAUAUAUAAAAGGAAAAGAAAUUUUAAUCAUUAACAACAACCAAUCAAUGAAUUUUUGAAUUAAGUUAGAACUGAGAUUAAUGGAAAUUAAUUAUGUGAAAUAAUUACGUGAAAACAUAUUAUUCCUGUGUUAUAGUAAUUCUCCACUGGGUGCUAUAUUGAUAUAAAUUUUAUAUACGAUAAACAUAUUCUAAUGAUUUGUGAAAACGGUUAAAGAUUCUUUGAGGCUAUGUAUACUUUUCGUAAGUUUUUAUAUUGAACGAGUUUUUUAAUAAAACUAUAUUCAAAUAAUUCUUUACUAAUAAUUUUUUAUUCUUCAUAAAAGAGUAUAUCGUUGUAUUAAAAAAAAAAGAAAAAAGA